AUGAUUUGGCCAAACUGUUGUUUUAUUAUUCAACGUGUUAAAAAUAAAAGCAAUAAUGAUAUUAACAAUGGUUAUGGUAAUGUGGCUACGGCUAUUUGGUUAGAUGGUCCUAGAUGGAGUUGGAACGAAGAAAUUUUAAAAUGGCAAAGAACCGGUGAAACUAUAGUUGCGCUUAAAAUAAUGGAAAAAACCAAAAAUAUUAAUUCAGAUUAUUUUAACGAGGCCGAAAAGAGACGCAUGAUUAUGUUACGACAACGUGAACAAGCUCUUAUUUCUAAAAUGAAUGCUAAAUAUGCUAAAUUGGAAUUACAUAGCGGAAAUGUUAAUGUAAAUGAAUUACAAAAAGUUCAUCAACAAGCUUAUUAUUCAAGUCGACCGAUACCAAUUGUAGUCACCUCACCAAGAAUAUCAGACUUUCAUUAUUAUUAUGAUGGUGGUAAACCUAAAUCAACAACGGUAACAAAAACUACGGGCGUAGGAAGCGAUGAGACAUCGUAUCCAUUACAUGUGUCGAGUGAUUCUUGUGUAAUAUCUUAA
Entrophospora sp. SA101 is the source of this 537-nucleotide messenger RNA. The record is from the annotation of a GenBank genome assembly. NCBI's taxonomy places the organism in Eukaryota, Fungi, Glomeromycota, Glomeromycetes, Entrophosporales, Entrophosporaceae.